Molecule: messenger RNA, 4372 nt
Organism: Lontra canadensis (Northern American river otter)
Lineage: Eukaryota; Metazoa; Chordata; Mammalia; Carnivora; Mustelidae
Gene: C1QTNF7
Product: C1q and TNF related 7
Exons: 3
Coding region: 475-1344 (289 amino acids)
Molecular function (GO): protein binding
Source: RefSeq, a predicted model, not a curated record
GAGCUACGGAUAAAAGAGAGAAAGAGAAUUGCUCAGAUACCUGAAACCUUUGCUUCCCAUUUGCCUCAGUCCGGGGUUUGCAGAAGAACGUCACUGGCUCCUACUCUUUCCUAACGAGCGUAUAUAUUAAGCUCUUUGAAAUGUGAGUAUUAUUGGAAGGAUUGCAGUUGCUUUAAAUUAUAGACGUUGGCAAGUGGUGGGGAGGAGCGGGAGGUUGUUUAAACUGAGAGACAGUUGCAAAACUUCGUGCAACAGCAUGAGCUCCAAGCUUCAAAUACAUUCUCAUGCUCAGAAGAGCACUUUAUUUUUCAUCGAGUUAUUUUUUGUAUUGUUUCGAAGCAGCUUUGAAUAAGACGCACAUAUUUCUUCUUUAAAAUUUUUAAUGGUUUCUAAAUUCAUGGGACAAACAAAGCAAGAAAGCCUCAUGUCUGGGGGGAAAGUUUGACAUCAGCAAUACCCAGAAAAGAGCCAAAGAUGUUUAUCUUGCUCUAUGUUACAAGUUUUGCCAUUUGUGCCAGUGGACAGCCUCGGGGUAAUCAGUUCAAAGGAGAGAGCUACUCCCCAAGAUAUAUCUGUAGCAUCCCUGGCUUACCUGGACCUCCAGGACCGCCUGGAGCAAAUGGUUCCCCAGGGCCCCAUGGUCGGAUCGGCCUUCCAGGACGAGAUGGUAGAGACGGCAGGAAAGGAGAGAAAGGUGAAAAGGGAGCUGCAGGUUUGAGAGGUAAGACUGGACCACUGGGCCUUGCUGGAGAGAAAGGGGACCAAGGAGAGACUGGGAAGAAAGGACCCAUGGGACCAGAGGGAGAAAAAGGAGAAGUAGGUCCAGUUGGGCCUCCUGGAGCAAAGGGGGACAGAGGAGAGCAAGGGGACCCAGGGCUGCCUGGAGUUUGUAGAUGCGGAAGCAUUGUGCUCAAAUCUGCCUUUUCUGUUGGCAUCACUACCAGCUACCCAGAAGAAAGGCUACCAAUUAUAUUUAACAAGGUCCUCUUCAAUGAGGGAGAGCACUACAACCCUGCCACAGGGAAGUUCAUCUGUGCCUUCCCAGGGAUCUAUUACUUUUCUUAUGAUAUCACAUUGGCAAAUAAGCAUCUGGCAAUCGGGCUCGUUCACAACGGGCAGUACAAGAUAAAGACAUUCGAUGCCAACACAGGGAACCAUGACGUCGCUUCCGGGUCCACAGUCAUCUAUCUGCAGCCAGAAGAUGAAGUGUGGCUGGAGAUCUUCUUCACUGACCAGAAUGGCCUCUUCUCAGACCCAGGUUGGGCAGACAGCUUGUUCUCCGGAUUUCUCCUGUAUGUUGACACAGAUUAUCUAGAUUCCAUAUCUGAAGAUGAUGAGCUGUGAUUAGGACUCAUGUCCUGAAUGUUCCAAGAUCCUUAUGGCAGACACUUUGAUUUAAUCCGGGGCCUUGGAAGGUGGAGCAAGAAGAAAUGAAAUCCAAAGAGACUCCCACUCAGAUUCCAAAGCACUUACAGAGAAUUCUAGCAGCAUCUAUUAAAGCAAGAUCAACCACCAAAUGGUUGAAAGCACACCAAAAUGAAUUCUAUAAAACAAUAACCCCAGAUAAGAAUCCUCUCGAAAGCAAUGUUCAUAAAUAUUUAAACAAAUUAAAGACAAUGUUAAGAAAUUUUCUAUUAAACUCCCUGAGUGAUAAAAUCAGCUGGCAAUGAUGCUGUCUCAUUAAAUCUUCAUAAAAUUGCAUAUUUGCUUGCUGUUUAAGAGAAUCAUAACACCCGAGACGAAGUCUUUAAUGAUUCUCAAAAGUCAAAAACUAAAGGUAAGAGAUACUGAGUAAUUUCUGGCAAGCUAAAGUGAAGCACUAAUUUCCUCUGUUUUGUUAUUUGUUCCUUCACGCUCGUGUAUGUAUUCGCUCAACAACUCUUUAGUAGGCCUGUGUAACCCAGACACAGUGGUGGUGGGUCAGAUUUAAUAGUGAGUUAAAACAAAGUCUCUACCUUCAUACAGGCUGGUGUGUGAUGAGCAUACUGUCACAAUUCAGUGAGAUGAGCCCUGACAGACUGACUCGAAGCUGGAUGCACAUAGGAGCUGCUCUAUCCUGGAGAAGGGAGACAGAGAAACUUUUACACAUGGAAAAACACUAAGCGUUCUAAGUUGUGUGUAUUUAAGGAGGUGGGAGGAAUACAAAGAAAACAUGAAUUCAGCAGCUGCAUUCACCCCAUCUCACCCUCAUAACACCACUGGUAUUUGCCAUUGGAAGGGGUAAAAAUCUAAGAGAUAGAGGGGGCCCAAGAGGAAUAAUGUAAAUGAAGAGACACAAGUUACUGAGAUCAGUCUGGAGAGCAUUCUCCUAAAUCCUUUAGCCUGACAGUUUCCCAAGACAAUUAUUAUUCCUCUUAGCUUGUGCAAGAAUGAGGGCACUACUUUACAUUGUCAGGAGGCAUUAUUUCUUAUAGAUCUCCAAGGUAUGGAAUUCAAGUAAAGUGAAGUAUAUGUUCACUGAUUUAUCAUGUGUUGAUGGGGUGAACGGGAGGAAGAUGAAGAGAAGCCAGAGGUCUGAACAAGUAACUGUCCCUUCCAAGCCUCACAGUUCCCACAGUCCCGUGGUCUCUCGGGGUGAGUGUCUGGUUCCCUACUGCAGCACAGUUCUUCACCAUUCCAUCCCAGUCAGGAUUCUCUCCCAUCUGCCGCCCCCUUACUCUCUUCCUUUUUGGUGGCUUCUGCUCCUCCUUCCAUGUGUUCUCUCUUGGCUCAUUUAUUUGAUAAGCUUUUUGUAUGCUUCCUCUGUGUGAGUCACCACAGGAUUCUGUGAUGGUGGAGGAACACCAAGGUGAACAUGGCCCAGCCCCUGCCACCCAAUUUCCAAGGACAUGAGAAAGGAAAUGACAUGCACACACAUACACACAUACACAAAAUACCAAGAAUUCUGGAAAUGAGCAGGCUAAAACAUGCUAAGUGCUAAACUGGACAUAGAGACAAAUGCUCUGGAAGAAAUGCUGAGGGGGACAUGUUUACUCUCAAAUUGGGGGGUGAGAGAAGAGGGCUUGGGAAAUCUCCUCUGCCCCUUGCACUUUCUGAGGUAGCUGGAACAUAGAAGGGCCAAGGUAGGGAGAGAGGUAAGAAUGGGGACAAAGAAUGAAAGUAAGAACACAGACCCAGAAGAGCCUCAAAUGUCAACCUGACAAAUGUGGACCUCAGUUAUGAGGAACCUUGGGGUCCCUGUGUGUCCCAGAGCUGGGGGCUGCUGUGAUCAGAGAUGACACUGGCAGUGAUCAAGCAGCGAUGUGUAAGGGCAAUGCCUGUUUCUCCCAUUGGCAGACCUACUUCCCAACAUCUUCUCCUGCAUGCCAUGUUUUGCCCGUUGGUUGCUCUUCUCCAGAGUCAGGACACAGGUCUGGAGGGCCAAGAGCAAUGAAAGUAGAGAAGAAGAGAAAGCAAAGGUGGUUUGGAAUAGUCACCUGCUAUGACAUAACAGCUGGACCUGGAAGGCCAGGUUACAAAGUGUAAAAAACAGCCAACAGCAGAAGCUCAUCUGAGGAACAUGAAAAUAUGGGCCCUUUGAAGACCAUGGGAUUUGCUGGAGAAACUGGAAAAGAAGGAUUUAUUGUAGAAAAUCAUGACCCACAAAAUUAUUGUGUAAUUUAAUUUUUUUUUCUGAUCGCGAUCCAUUCAUGCAUUCAUUUUGUGGACAUUGUUUACUUACCUUUUAAAUGUUUCUUUCAUUACAAAGCCUAUUUUGAGUAGCUUUUUUAAACUCGCACUUCUUCAGCUGGUUCUAGGCCCAAAGGUGAAUUUUAUUUUGAAAUAUCUGGUGGGCCAGUGAUGGGGACCAGAGACCUAAAGUGGGAAAGGAAAGACUAUUUUGCUAAUAAAAGGAUAAACUCCUUAAGCAAACAUAGGUAUCUUUUAUUCCUUAAAAAAGAAAUGACAGAUGGCAUUUAUCCACAUUUAUGGGUAUUUGUGUAAAAAAAUAAUGGAAGACUGAUUUUGGUUUAAAAAAAAGAAUUCUAAGUCUCAUUCCAAUCAUGCUUUGUGAGAGCUGACUUGUAAUGAAUAUGUAUUAAGAGAGAUUUAUUAACUAUAUAACAUCUUGUUCCAGAAAGGAUUUAGAGUCACUUGCAAAGACAGAUAAAACACAGAAAGAAUGCAUUAGUCAGAAUCAGGUGAGAAUAAAAGGGCAAAACAAAUUUUUAAAAAGUGAGAACAACACAAAACAUGUGUGUGCCCGUGUAACACACUUUUGGGACAUGUCUGUUUCCUUGUACCUGUACAUGCAAAAGGGCAUUCCCGGGUCAUUCGUCAUUGUGAAUGAUGUUGUUUGCAGUGAUAAGAAGGUUCUAUAAACUCUGAAUAUACUUCUUCUGUGCCAGUCUGUGAAAAUAGAUCAUGGACAUAAAAAUAUUUCAGAAAUUGA